UAGGCCUGUCCUCUUCCGUUCAAUCGUUUUUAGAUAAUCACAACAAUCAUGGCGACUUACACACAGGUCGGCAGGUUGUUGGGUGUUUCAGCGAGACUUUCACGUCCUGGAUAUCAGUGUGCCGCAUUACAUUGGCCUUCACAUAACACAGGAGUCUCGAACAGAUGGCCACAAAACCCCCAUUGGGUUGUUCCUGGAAGGACAAUGUUUGUGCAGACACAGGACACACCAAAUCCAAACAGCCUAAAGUUUCUGCCCGGCCGCACAGUUCUCGAAUCAGGAACUAUGAACUUUGCCGGCCCUCGUGAUGCUCACUGCUCGCCCUUAGCCAGACAGCUGUUUAGGAUUGAUGGAGUCAAGAGUGUCUUCCUUGGCCCUGAUUUCAUCACCAUAUCAAAGGCUGAUGAUAACAUGGAGUGGAAAGUAAUCAAGCCUGAUGUAUUUGCUGCCAUCAUGGACUUUUUCACCUCAGGGCUUCCAGUUGUAAAUGAAGGCAGCGUACCUAGUGCUGAUACAGCACCUUCAGAUGAUGACGAUGAAGUUGUUGCAAUGAUCAAAGAGCUUUUGGACACUAGAAUAAGGCCAACAGUACAGGAGGAUGGAGGGGAUGUUCUGUAUCGGGGCUUUGAGGAUGGAAUUGUUAAACUGAAGUUGCAGGGGUCUUGCACCAGUUGUCCCAGCUCCAUUAUUACUUUGAAGAGCGGAAUUCAAAACAUGCUGCAGUUUUACGUCCCUGAGGUCGAAUCAGUGGAGCAGGUAAAGGAUGAAGAUGAGGAGGAGGCUGCCCAAGCCUAAACUGCAAAAACCUGGAGAACAUUUACACAUUCCUCCCUUCCCCCCAGCCACCUCCUUCUAUGCCAUAGUUUCAACACAAUGAGCUACUUUAUCACAUAGCUGUGUAGAAGAACAAGUCAUCCUCCAGACGUUAUCAUUGACCUCGAUGAUUUUCUCUUUAAAAUGACAGUAUUUUAAGAACAGGGACACAAGAGCCCUGUAAUUAAAAAAAAACAGUUGAGCUAAAAUAAAUGUAUUUAUUAUUAUUUCACUUUGUUACACCUUUUCUGAUUUAUUCUCAUGUCAUGAACAGCUUUUAGGAUUUCAACAAAUACACUGUAUUUAUAUAAAUAAAGUUUACGCCAGUA
Messenger RNA from Cheilinus undulatus (humphead wrasse), 1142 nucleotides. It is a transcript of the gene nfu1, whose product is annotated as NFU1 iron-sulfur cluster scaffold homolog (S. cerevisiae). Gene Ontology annotation, biological process: iron-sulfur cluster assembly. The transcript has 8 exons. Bases 49 to 795 code for a protein of 248 amino acids. The record is from RefSeq and is a predicted model, not a curated record. Gene Ontology annotation, cellular component: mitochondrion. Gene Ontology annotation, molecular function: iron-sulfur cluster binding; iron ion binding. NCBI's taxonomy places the organism in Eukaryota, Metazoa, Chordata, Actinopteri, Labriformes, Labridae.